UUUGUUACGCAGUCACGCACACGUUUCGCCGGUUUGUCUAGACCGUCCGGGCAGACCUGGCGCCUAGCUGGGCACAUCUGCCAAACGCACCAUUGAGAAAUGCACGGUGGUCAUCAUCAUCACACGCGCCUUGCAAGGCAGCGUGUGUGAGUUUUUUCUGUGGUAUGAUUGCGCAUCAUUCGUGACGCACAAACACCUUCCGUGAAAUGCCUACGUUACGUGCUGCAUGGCCAAGCAGGCGUCGUGAGUUGCCCGAAAUUGUAGUCGAAGGGACGCAGUAUCACUGCCAUUAAGCAGAAAUUUUGCCAUCCAGUGGCUUGACGACGUCGAGAAAUGAGCGCGUAGGCACAGCCACACACAACCAAGUGAUGCGCUUCGUCACCACGGACAAAUCGCUGCAGUUUGAAUGACCUUCAAGCUGGAACACCCUUGUGCCAUGGCUCCACCGAAGAUGCGCCUUUUGAAGCUAAUUGCUGUUGUCAUUGUGAUAGCAUUCCUUAUACUUUACUGGCAGAGCACCAAGACAGUUGACAGGACACCUGUUGAAGCAGUGCAGUGGGUGGCUGAUGUGCUUACUAAUCCACCAUCCACAUUGGCUUCAACUCAUAGAAGCUUUCAAGAGAGCCUACGAUUGCCACCAAUCCAGUUUGAUGAGCGCAUAGUGCAUUUUGACCUAAAAGGUGCACCACCUAAGCUUGAAUACUAUGAUGCAGUGUUUCCCCUGCUGCGCAAGCUCGGUGCCACUGGACUUCUAAUGGAGUACGAAGACAUGUUUCCUUACACAGGCAUGCUCAGCUCUCUUGCGGCUAGUAAUGCCUACAGCGAAGCCGACAUAGCCCAUAUCUUGUCUGUUGCUCGUGCCAAUCAUCUGCAGGUGAUUCCACUGGUGCAAACAUUUGGCCACCUUGAGUUUGCACUAAAGUUGCAAGAAUUUUCAGACCUUCGAGAAGUGAGCCAUAGUCCUCAAGCACUAUGUCCCUCACUGAAUGAAUCUUUUGCCCUAGUAAAAGCUAUGCUUGACCAAGUCCUCCAUUUGCAUCCUAAUUCUCAGUAUUUGCAUAUUGGUUGUGAUGAGGUUUACUCAUUAGGUCAGUGCAGUCGCUGUGAGAGGCACAUGAAUGUGGCAAACAUCACAAAAGAUAGGCUUUUCUUGGAGCAUGUAGAGAAGGUUGUAGCUCAUGUGACUCAACAUGGGGUUCGUCCUAUUAUGUGGGAUGACAUGCUGCGAAGCAUUGAUGCUGAUGAGGUACAGCAGUGGGGUGCUGCUAACCCAGUAGACCUCAUGGUCUGGCAGUACUCUCGUAAUAUAUCUAAAUAUAUUGAAGACCAGCACUGGCUGAAGUAUGGCCGUUACCAAGGGAUCUGGAUAGCAAGUGCUUUUAAGGGCGCUACAGGUCCAAAGCAGUUGCUUCCAGACAUCAAAUACCAUUUACAAAACCAUCAUUCUUGGAUGGAAACACUUAAUAACCACCGGGAACUGCUAAAUGUGCGGGGUAUUGCGCUGACAGGGUGGCAGCGGUAUGACCACUUUGCUACACUUUGUGAGCUUUUUCCAGCAAGCAUGCCAUCUUUGGCGACAAACUUAAUCUACUUGCAGCAUGGGUGUAUUGACGAAAUGCAGCUGUCUCAAAUUAAGGAACACUUGCAGUGCAAUAGGCAGCUGCCUAUUUUUGAUAAUAGCGAAAACACCCACUUGCUCUUUUGUCAGUUCCCGGGUGCAAAGGUGCUUACAGGAAUCCAGCAGCUGGUGACAUUGUACAACCAAAAGAAAGUGAUGGAAAAAAACAGUCAUUAUGUUGGAUGGCUAGAUAGUUAUAAUGUCCGGCUGUCAUUUGUUAGUCCUGAUCACAUUCUUGAAGCAACCAAAAACCUCACUGAGCUACUGAGCACAUCUAAGCAUCUGCACAAGUUCUUGGGCGAUGCACUGUCGCAAGUGUAUGAUGUGCAUACUGUGGUAGAGUGGAUAGGUACGUUCCUUGAUCCUUUGCAUGCUGAGCUCACGCUGCUUGAGCAGCGAAUCCAGCGGCUGCUUAAUUAUAGUAUAUGGCCUAGAAGAGCAUUACAACAGACAAGGUGAAUUAUAAUCAAAAUAUGUGAGUAGCUGUCACAUGCUAAGUUAAGAAAAGGUCAGCAGUCGAUAAAGCAUAGGAAUUACAAUCUAUUCUUAAUAACUGGUUUAUUUACAAGCAUGAACCACACAUGGGAGGCCACUAUUCAUUUGUACAGGGCUUUUUUUGAUAGCGAUACAGAUGCUAUGUUAGGGUCCUGUCGUUUUUGUCUAUGAAUCUACAUCGAGAUAAAAAUAGUUGGCUGAAGCUAGAGCGAAGAAGAAGAAGUUAAUUUGCAAGAACUCUUUAAAUAACUUUGAGAUAUUGACUAUAGGACAGUUUAUAUUACAGAGUUCUAGUCCGUGACAGUUUAUUGCUUAGGCAUAUUUUUAAAUAUGUCAAAAGUUGUAGGUGACUUGAGAUAUUCAUCAUUGAAUUUUAGAGCCGAUACUGAAAGUAUCUGUAUUCAACAUGCAGCAACCGUGGCUGCUCUGUUGUGUUGGAUAGAAACUGCCCCUGACUAGGUCAGAAGAAGUUCCAGUUAUAUUGUUUCAGUGAUGUCAGCCUUGAAAAUUGACUCCAAAUAUCUCAUUUUACAUGCAACUGUUGUAAUUGUAAAAAAUUGGUAUGCCGUAAAUCGUGACGUUUUGCAAUUCUUUUACAUACACUACUGCCCUCAGAUUGAUAAUAAAAAAAAGAACUUAUAGGUGUUUGUUAAUUAGUCACUUCACUGUUACUUUAUCUAAGGAAAGGUGUUUCUGCUUGAAUGUAGUGUUCGUGUUAAAAAGAGAGCAGCCUGGUUAUCAUAACAUCUUCUAAUGAAAAAUGGUUAUGGUUUGAAAAAAAUAAAUGCACUGUAAAUAUGUAUUGUAAAAAUAAAUGUGCACGCACGUGCAUAUACACACAUACA
Rhipicephalus microplus (southern cattle tick) is the source of this 2958-nucleotide messenger RNA. Its product is annotated as hexosaminidase D. The record is from RefSeq and is a predicted model, not a curated record. Gene Ontology annotation, molecular function: hexosaminidase activity. Gene Ontology annotation, biological process: carbohydrate metabolic process. NCBI's taxonomy places the organism in Eukaryota, Metazoa, Arthropoda, Arachnida, Ixodida, Ixodidae.